AUGUUCUCUCCCAAUAAAAUAAUAAAAUACCUAGUCUUUUCCGAAUUCGACAUUAAUUCAGGCCCAAUAAUUAAACAGCAAUAUCCAACUAAAAUCCCUGGCGACCUACCUUAUUUCGCUGAAUUACUCUUACCUGAUCAAAUACACACAAGACCUCAGGAUUGGACCAUAAUCAUCCUCCAUAAAAACAAACUCAACAACACCUACCAAUACCAUUCAGAUCUAUACAACAAUCACCAAAAUAACUCACCACUCGAUUACUACAACGAUGACAACAACUCCCUCAAUCUCGAUCUCAAUCUCAAUCUCAAUCUUGAUACACAAAUAAAUAACGAUAUUGACAACCUAAAUUACAACGAUGACCAACUAUUCAUCCUAAACGUAGUAAACACAAGAUUCGACCCAAAUGUCCCCAGAAACUCAAUCAUAAGAGGCCUUGCCCUAGCUACUUCCUACCAAUUCUUCCAGAUCUUUAAACCUCUCCUACUAAUAACCCUAGACCAACUCUUUCUAAACUCCUCUUCUGUCAACUCCCUAUCAAUCCUUAAAAACCUAUACUACACCCUAAAUAAUAUAAGUAUUCUAAAUAACUUGCCCUCAAUUAACUUUGAAAAAAAAAUACUUCUAAACUCAAUCCUAGAUUUUCCAAUUACUGAUUAUGUCAAUGACCAUUCUUAUCUUCUAAAUUUACUUAAUCCUAAUAAUAACAAUAAUAAUAACAACAAUAACAAUAACAAUAACAAUAACAAUAACAAUAACAAUAACAAUAACAAUAACAAUAAUAACAAAAUCCCUCAUGGACAUAAAUCAAAAACUAAAAACAAAAACAAAAACAAAAAUAAAAACAAAAACAAAAAUAACCUCAACUUCUCUUUAAUCAUCAAAAAUAAUAUCAAAAAUAAUGUCAAAAGCAACUCUCUACAAAUCAAGAAUAACAACAUCGAAAUCUUUGUAAACUACUUGGGCAUCAAAAUCCCUCUAAGAAUCCCCCUCCUACAACUACCUCUAUCAAUCGGCGAAUACUCAAUAAGAAACUUCAUCCAGUACUUUCUAAACAGUACCUUGAAAUUCUCAAAAUUAUACCCCGAACUAACCAUCUAUGGCAAAUCAACUCCUCCAAUUAUCGUCCUAAUUAAUGCCUUUUUAACUCAUAAAAGAAUCUUCUAUUUAGGUCACAAAAAACCGGCUAAUGAAAUUUGCCAAUUCAUUGUUGCAACAAUAGAUUUAAUCUCCGGUGGUGGCUUAAUUAAUGGAAUCCUAAAUAAAACUUUCCCCUACAUUGAUUUAUCAAAGUAUGAUCUUAUUCAAAAUUUACCUUGGUUCUUUGCUGGCACUACCAACCCAACUUUUAAAUCUCACGAUGACUUAUGGGACCUCCUAUACGACAUAGAAUCAAACGAAUUAGUCCUAUCUUCUUCUCUAUCUUCCCCUUCUUCCAAUAAUAAUAUAAAUAUUAAUAACUAUACUUUAUCAUCUCAACAAUCCUCCUCUUUUAAUCCUAUUUCAAAUUUAAGAUCAAGUAAAAGCUUAAAAUCUAACAGAAAUAGUUGCUAUACAAGCUAUACAACUUCUUCCUCUUUAGAUACAAGCUAUAGAAGUAGUGUUAAAAGUGUAGCCUAUUCAACUCCAUAUUCAAAUUCAAGUCAAUACAAUGAUGACGAUUUCAAUACAAGUGAAUCAAUAAAUGCCACCGACCCAUUUUUUCAACCCAUUACUUCUAUUCACCCAAUCCCUUCUUUACCUUCUUCAAAAUCUUUCAAUAACAUGAAUUUCAAUAACUUGACCACUAUUAAUAGUAAUGACACAGGCUUUAAUAGCUUUAAUAAUGGCUUGAAUUUUAACUCCUCACUCUUAAAUCGUUCAUAUAGCUCAAAUCAUAACAACAUCAAUAACAAUAAUGACCUCGAUAACCCAAUCAUUUUAGAAGACGCAAACUUUUUAUCUCAAUUACAAUCAAUGAUGUUAUCUAAACAAGAUGAUCAAACUAUUCUAUUAAUAUUUAGACAACAUAUAAAUCAAAUUUUAAGAAUCUUUCAAAGUGAAAGUGAUCAUGAAUAUUUUACAAUGAAUUUAAAUGCUAAAUUUAAAAACGCAAACUCAAACUACCUUUAUUCUAUUCAACCAACAUCUUCGGCUUAUAAUAUUUUAAAUGCAAAUCUCAACUCUGAAAAUCAAAAUAAAAACAUAGGAAACAGCCAAAAUAUUUCAAAUCAAGACACUUUCAAGCCAAUCAUCCCCGGCACAGGUUACUAUUGGUCUUCUAAAAGUGACAGAGCGAAUGAUUUAAAAACUUACUACAUUGUUUAUAAAAAUAGUAAAAUCCUUAGUAAAAAUAAUGAAGAAAGAAUCCUCUCUUAUUAUUUUGAUAAAAAAAAUCUUCUUAAUGAUUUUGAUGCAUGGUUGGACAUUUCCUAUCAACUUUCUGUUAUUAAAAAUAAUGCAAAUCUUCCUGUAGUUAAAAUUGUUGAAAUUUAUUACUCUAUAUUAAAAUACCUAACUUCAAGCGUUUGUGUUGAAAGAUUUCUAUUAUUAACUUACUUAUUACCUUCUUAUUCUGUUAAUGAUAAAAACGAUAUGUUUGAAAAGAAUGAUGGCUUAGAAUUAAUCACUUUAGGAUUGUUUCAUAAAGAUUCAAGAAUUAAAAAAAUGAUUCUUUUGAUUUUAUUUGAAGUUGAGAAAAAUAUUAUUGGGGAUUUAAUUUUGAAAAAGGGUUUGAAUCCAUUUUUGAAACUCGCUUAUGAUGAUCUUAAAAAAGCGUAUAAAAAGAAACAAAGACAAAAAUACAAAGAAAAGAGGCAAAAAUUAAUCCUCAAAUCAAAAAGAAAUGCCCUUUAUCUAUCUAGAAAUAAAAAUUUAAUACCUGUUCAAAAAUUUCCUGAAGUAAUAGAUUCCACGCCACCAAAAUAUUUUGAACAAUUCAAUUUUGAUGAUUAUAUAUAUUAG
Molecule: messenger RNA, 2943 nt
Organism: Ascoidea rubescens DSM 1968
Lineage: Eukaryota; Fungi; Ascomycota; Saccharomycetes; Ascoideales; Ascoideaceae
Product: AFI1/MesA family protein
Exons: 1
Coding region: 1-2943 (980 amino acids)
Biological process (GO): actin cortical patch localization; cellular bud site selection
Cellular component (GO): cellular bud neck; plasma membrane
Source: RefSeq, a predicted model, not a curated record